Messenger RNA from Diaporthe amygdali, 276 nucleotides. RefSeq lists its product as uncharacterized. Lineage: Eukaryota; Fungi; Ascomycota; Sordariomycetes; Diaporthales; Diaporthaceae. The transcript has a single exon. The annotation marks the transcript as partial. The record is from RefSeq and is a predicted model, not a curated record.
UGGCAUGGCGACAACAAGGUCGACAGGGGCGAUGAAGUGGAUUUUGGUGAGUUGGCGGCUUUCUUGCCCGCGAAGAUUUGGUUCGAACGGGAAACAGCUGACAACACCGACAGUGGGAGGGCGUCACUUCGUGUGCAGGGCACAACAGCAGGCCUGUCGUCUCCUACCCAGUCAAUCCUGCUGGCCCAGUCCAGUCUAACCGGGGCUGAGCAGGUCAAGCUUGUUUCAGCGGCUCCAAAGUCGUCCUAUUGGCCAGGCACUCAGGUCCUACAUUGA